Molecule: messenger RNA, 3967 nt
Organism: Notechis scutatus (mainland tiger snake)
Lineage: Eukaryota; Metazoa; Chordata; Lepidosauria; Squamata; Elapidae
Source: RefSeq, a predicted model, not a curated record
GUCGCAUUUUUGGAGGUCGGAGAAUAGCCCAGCCGCCCAGAGAGAAAGCGAGGGCGCAGAAGGAAGGAAAGGUCGGGCUGGGAUUGGAUCACAUCCCAAGGGUAGCGAAACUAAUCUCGCGUGUCCAGCCCCUCCUUCUGCAGGACAAAUUCGCUAUGGGAAUUCGCGUCGACCCUCUUUAAGGAUCUGGGUCUCUCCUUUCGCAAGCGCGGCGCCCCCCAGUGUUCGCGGAGCUGCAGUAUUAAGUUUCCGGGGUAAGAGGAAGCUUCAAAGAGUAUUACAUCUAAGUGGAAGGUGCUUGUAGAGCAGCAUUGGACAGAGAUUCCUGUGAAGAAAACAAACUCCUGAAGAUCCACAAAGGCUUUCUAACUUGUCCUAGGACUUGGGAUUGUGCUGCCUAUUCACCCUCUGAAGAUGCCUCUUCAAAACUUCACACAGCCCACCUAUCACCAACCACCCAGUAACUUACAUGCUGAUUUACAAGGCUUGUUCAGUAUGGUGCACGGUUACUUGGGGAUUGUACAACCCAACAGUUUCCCCAAAGAUCUCCUGACAUACGUGGUCAAGCAUCAAGAUUUUCAAAAUCAGACAGUGUAUAAAGAGAUGCUCAAGUAUGAGGCAGGCUUCCUGGUUUGUACUGUCAUUGGUCUUCUGUUCAUUGUCCUUGUGCCACUAGUGGGCUUUUAUUUCUGUUGCUGCCGCUGUUGUGGACACUGUGGAGGUUUCAUGUACCAGAAGCAGAAUAAACAUACUGCCUGCAAGAGACGGACUCUUUUUUUCUUUCUGCUGGGUAUCACUGCUGUUCUUCUGGCUGGAGAUAUAUGUGCGUAUGUCAGCAACCAACGAAUAUCCCAGGGUCUAGGGAGAGGUUUUGGCAUUUUCAACAAUACAGUGAGCAACCUGAAUGUUUACCUGAAUUCUAUACCUCAGGAGAUUAAUGAAAUUGUCAGCUCUAGUAAAGUACCAUUGAAGGAGGUCAAUGAUAGCUUGUUGAAUAUUGCCAAUACCUUGGGGAGCAAGAUUAAGGAUGAACUAGGUGGACGAGCAAAUAAAGUAUUAGACACAACUGAGCAGCUUCUUCAAGACAUUCAGCACAUAGACCAGGAACUCCAGAAAGUCAACCAGACUGGUGGUCGCUUGCAGAAAAUGCAACAGGAGCUGAAUAAAAAUCUGACUGACCUGAGAACUGAGAUCAAUGGCACUCUGAAAGAAUGUGGCAGCCCAUGUGGGGAAGUGUCCAUAGAGAACCUGAUACCUGAGGCCAAUUUUGAUACGAUUCCUGAUGUCAGUGAUCCACUUAAGUUGAUAUCUAAUCUGACAAGUUUAAAUCUCAACAGUACUGUAAUAGAGGCAAGAAAUUUCAUUAAAGAAAUACCACAGAAAGUCUCUAAUCAAACCAAAAAGGAGGUGUCUGAGAUACAAGAUGUACUUUACGAUAUCAAGAAUGGAAUUAAUACAAUCAGUGAUAAGUUGUACAAGCAGAUCUCACUGAAGGACGUCUCUGCAUUCAUGGAAAAUAUUGUCAAGAAGGCAAAUUACUACAAGCCACUUGUGGUCUCAUAUGAUGGCUACAGGUGGGGUGUUGGCGUCUGCCUUUGCUGCCUGCUGCUUGCAAUAAUUGCAUUCAAUGUGUUGGGCCUUUUGCUUGGUGGUCUUGGGCUAGAUCCAAAUGGAAUGCAAUGGCCUACCAAACGUGGCUGCCUCUCCAACACUGGUGGAAACUUCCUUAUGGCGAGUGUUGGAUUCAGCUUUAUAUUUUCAUGGUUGCUGAUGUUGCUGGUUCUAGUACUAUUUUUAGUUGGGGGCAAUUCAUACACAUUGGUGUGCCGGCCUUGGGCCAACGGAAUUAUCCUUCAGUACCUGGACACAUCUGGGUUGUUCCCUGAAUUAAGUGUGAAAAAGCUCAUGAAUUUGAACGGUUCUGAUGUAAACCUGACCAGCAUAUAUAAGAGUUGCGAAGAAAAUGCACCCUUGUGGAGUACCUUUCACCUAGAUGAGAUUGUCUCUUUGAAUGACACCUUCAACCUCAGCAAGUACACUCAAAACAUUAAUUCAACCUUGGAUAAAAUAAAAAUCAAUGUUGGAACUAUUGAACUCCUGGAGGAUGAGCAAAAACGCAGCUUGCUGAAACUGAGUGCAAAAGAUGGGCCUCUGAAUGUGGAUUUUAACAGUACCCUUGAACAACUUAACCAAAAUCUGACCAAACAGGACCUGAAUAUCUUGGCUAAUAAGUUGGAAGAAGUGGCAAAUAGCACAACCGAUGAUACAAAGACAAAUUUGAAACGUCAAGCUAAUGAGCUGAAGGAGAUCCAAAAGUGGAUAAACCUCAAAUUUCCUCCAGAAAUUCAUGCCUUGAAGAGAAGUGUCCAGAGCUUGCGGAAAUCUACACCUCAAAUUCCAAAUCUGAUAAACCGCACACUGUCAGAAAUAAACGAGACCAAUUCAUUUAUAAAGAACCAGACGGAGGAAGUUAUAAAAAAGGAGACCAAGACUUUUAUAUUGAACACAGUGAAUUAUUUUUCCUCCUAUGUGACACGGGUUGAGUAUUUUAUCAUAGGAGAAUUUGGUCGCUGCGGUCCUGUAGCCUGGGCACUGGAUAGCAUGAAUACCGUUGUCUGCAAUUACCUUGUUGAUUCUUUGAAUGCCUUCUGGUUCUGUCUGGCCUGGUGCACAAUCUUUCUGUUGCCAAGUAUCAUCUUGGCUGUGCGGCUUGCCAAGUUUUAUCGUCGAAUGAAUGUUGAUGACAUCUAUCAGGAUGAGAUUAUGGAAAACUUUGAACUGUCAAGGCAAAGCAUGUUCAAAAUGCCCCGGGCUGAGCUGAAGAAAUAACAUUUCCUUUUUCAACAUUCCAUCUCUGAGCAGCUAUGAAUGCAACAAACAAUGGUCAAGAGAAUUAUUGGGUUCCUCUUGACCUUGUGCAGUGUGUGGAUCUUUGCCACAUUUUUUUCCUGAACAAGUUUGUAAGAUGGCAACCGCUUUUUCCCUACAAGACUACUGUGCCAUAAGCCCUGUGACAGAGAAGUGUAGUUUGGCUGUAUGCUCAGUCUAUGAAGAGGGUUGCACUCUACUCUAGAGAUUAAGCUUGCAGUUUUUAUACUGUCCAUUUUACAGGAAAAAGCCCUGAUAUUCAAAGGGUUAUAUAGUGAUAUCACUGCAUUCUACUGAAUUACUAUACAGACCCCAAUAUAUAGCAGAACAUUUUUACAGUAAUUCUUUUGACCCUCAACAGAUUUAGAAAUCUUUGUUAAAUUAAGCUGAAUUGCAAAUAGUGCCUUGCUGGAUCAAUACCUACUCCAUACCUAAAGGUUGAUACUCUGGAAGAGAAAGCAAAUAUGUGCCAUAAUGAAAUAUUACUGAGCAGUUCUGUAUCAGGAAGAACGAAUUGCCUUAAAUUUUAUCAAGAGCACUUUCUAGAUUUUGUCUUGUGCUUCAGUAUAUCAUUGCAAUCUAGUCAUGUAUGUUGUUCUCUUUCCCCCUUCCUCACAUUACUUGAUUUGCAUAUUUUGGGCAUUUAUCCUCUCCCCAAUAUUAUACCCAAUAAUGUUGAACCAUGAAUUUAUUUUGUCAAACACGUGAUACUCAAAGAGAAUGGGGGAAUUUUUCUUAUGAGGUGAAUAGACGUAGUAAUAUUUAUUAAGACAUUAGUAAUAGAAAUGAAUUUAUUUAGAUUAAUGCAAAAUGAAGAUGACUCCAAUAAUGAAAAGUUGAUACAAUAACCAUUUGGAAGAGGAACAACAUGAGGAUUUCCUUUCAGAUUAGUCUUGCCUGAUCUGUGACACUCCGGAUGUGUGAAAUAAUUCCUAGCCAGCAUUGGAAAUUUGAAGUUUAGGGAAGGACUGGACUAGUAGCAGGAAAUACAGGUAGUCCUCAACUUACAACAAUUCACUUAAUGACCAUUGAAAGUAACAAAGAAAAAGGCACUGAAAAAAGUGACAUGACUAUUUUUUCACACUUAUGACCAAUUCAG